CGCUUAGCGACAGAAGAAGCUAGUUGUGUAUUGGGGCAAGGUGAUUCUACAUUAUCGUCACUAGGUAGUCAGGAUGGCUGCUGUGCAAGUGUUUACCAGCAACGCUGUGGUCUUCCCGGAUGAGACCUGCGAAGCCGUCAUAGAAGUGAAAGGCGGAAGGAUUCAGCGCAUCCACCGCCACACCGCCGACGUCUCCGCUUAUUCAGACGACCAGAUCACCCGGUGCGGAGACCUGGCCCUGAUGGCGGGGGUAUCACCACCAUUGUUGACAUGCCCCUCAAUUCGAUCCCGCCGACCACAAGCAUGGCCGCGUGGACCGAGAAGAUGGAGGCGGCGAAGGGGCAGUGCUGGGUCGACGUCGGGUUCUGGGGCGGCGUUGUGCCCGGAAACGCUUCCGAGCUGCGUGACAUGGUCGCCAACGGCAUUUGUGGAUUCAAGUGCUUCCUCAUCCACAGCGGAGUGGAUGAGUUCCCGAGUGUGGAUUAUGCGCAGGUGGAAGAGGCUCUCACACAGCUCUCGGAUACGUCUUCCGUUUUACUGUUCCAUGCCGAGUGUGACAUCGGGCCAUCUGUGACUGAUUUAGAUCCAUCUGAAAAGUACAGCACAUUUCUGAAGUCUCGCCCGCAAAGGAUGGAGGAAGUUGCAAUAGAACAGGUCAUAAGUCUCUGUGAGAAAACAAAGGUCCGGUGCCACAUCGUCCAUCUAUCGGCCGGCAGAGCGUUGCCCCUGAUUCGGUCUGCCCAGCGUCGCGGCGUCCCCUUGAGUGUCGAGACCUGCCAUCACUAUCUCUCUCUCAAAGCUGACGAUAUCCCUGAUAAUGCCACGCAGUUUAAGUGUUGCCCGCCCAUCAGGGAGGGGGAUAAUCAGGAGCAGUUAUGGGAAGCAGUAAGAGACGGCACUAUCCAGCAGGUAGUAAGUGAUCAUUCUCCUUGCACUCCUGACCUGAAACUUCCUGGAAAGAUGAAUUUCAUGGAAGCCUGGGGUGGCAUUGCUUCGGUGCAGUUUGGUCUGUCCGUGUUCUGGACGGAGGCCAGCAGGCGGGGCUUCACUCUGCAAGACGUCGUGAAGCUCCUCUCCGUCGGCCCAGCUUCCCAAGCUUCUCUCGGCGACAGGAAAGGAGCUCUCGAGGAAGGCUAUGACGCGGACUUCGUUAUCUGGGAUCCAUCUGAGACGUUCACGGUCCUCGAGUCAAUGAUUCACCAUAAAAAUAAGAUCUCGCCCUACAUUGGGAAAACCUUAAAAGGGAAAGUUCACAAAACCGUCCUCCGUGGCAACGUGAUUUAUGCCGAGGGCAGCUUCACGGAAUCGGCACCUCGAGGCUCUUUCGUGUUUGCUUCAAGGAAAAAUAAAAACACAAGUAUGCUGUAAGAUGAGGUAAUUGCUUUGGGUUCGCUUAUAACUAGAUGUGAUUUCUGAUCACGUGUUUGUAACCUGUUUAGACAUGAUGUGAUGUUUUCUCUUCCGAAAAUGAAUCGACUUGGCAUGCAUUUUGUUCGUCCAAUGGUCACCGAGUAUCAGAAGGACGCAGGUAAUGAGCAGCACCAUUUUCCAUACUGACCGCACUAUUUGGAUUUAUUACGGGAAAAUUGUGUUUGGCUCAGGAGGACAGGAUUAAAUCUCUUGAAAAUCAAUGAUAAACAAGAAUCAUGUUUAUUUUUAUUAUUUACAGUUAUAAGCGGUCCUUAAAUCUAUUGGGAAGAAUAAUGUAAACCUCUCCUACAAGGCAUAUGAGACACAAGGUUGUUGACAAUAAUUUAGGGUGUCAAUAUACCAUGGCUGAAAUAAAAACAAAAUCCUGUGAUUUGAUAUUAUUAGAAUCUAUAAUUUUCUUACUUACAUUUCUUAUGCAAUAUAUACAUCAACUAAUGUUUGAAGCAUUGCUCUAAAUUGGAACAAUACAGUCAAUAAUCCUUUACGAAUAUUCAUUCCGCAUAAUAUUUUUGUAAGUUGAAAUUUCUCUGCAGAAUACCUUCGAUACGGAAAUGUGUUCUGACAUCUAAUUUGGUCAGACAUGCAGUUGACAAUUGAGGUAUCAUUUCCAUUGAAUAAUAAAGCACAUUUUCUGAGAAUUAAUGUUAUCGUAAACAAUGAAUUACAUGAGGCUCAGGGGAAAAAAUCAAGAGGUGUUAUAUCGUAACCAGUGUUUCAAAAUGCAAAAUGUAUAAUGCAUUUUGUGUUUUAUUUACAUCUAUCAGUAAGUAAUGUUCCAUAAAAAGGGUUAAGUGCCUAUACAAAACCAUGAAAAAUCCCGUCUAAUAUUUUAACAAGACUCGAAUUUGUAAAGCUAGGAAAUAAACCACUGAGGUGUCAAUAAACUUCUUGUUACAAU
Messenger RNA from Penaeus monodon (black tiger shrimp), 2329 nucleotides. RefSeq names its product allantoinase-like. The record is from RefSeq and is a predicted model, not a curated record. NCBI's taxonomy places the organism in Eukaryota, Metazoa, Arthropoda, Malacostraca, Decapoda, Penaeidae. Gene Ontology annotation, molecular function: allantoinase activity; cobalt ion binding; zinc ion binding. Gene Ontology annotation, biological process: purine nucleobase catabolic process; allantoin catabolic process. Gene Ontology annotation, cellular component: cytoplasm.